This is a messenger RNA of Lytechinus pictus (painted urchin), 740 nucleotides long. RefSeq names its product protein phosphatase 1L-like. NCBI's taxonomy places the organism in Eukaryota, Metazoa, Echinodermata, Echinoidea, Temnopleuroida, Toxopneustidae. The coding region runs from base 120 to 740 and encodes 206 amino acids. The record is from RefSeq and is a predicted model, not a curated record. The transcript is spliced from 3 exons.
UACGUCUUUGUUAUCGAUGUAGCAGCAGACAGACGUAGAGAAGGAAAGAUGUCAUUUCCAUUCAUCAUUAUUUUUGCAAAAAUGUAGUGAAUAGAUCGUUAACUUGUUACGAUUUCAAGAUGACACUUAUAGCAUUGUUCAGCCGCUUUGUUCGUGGAACUUUGUUGAAAUAUGAAACAGUUGCGGUGGUUUUCGCAUUGUUAUUUCUCUAUGGUUAUGUCUUUCAUCGAGAUCACAUCCUCCGCUCGGUGUUUAGACGGACACUUAUGCACUCAGACGCCGGGCCUGGCCCACCAGUGAUCAUGCGGAUUCCCGGCCUGAACAAAGGGGGACUAGGAAGGAGUAAUGGGCAUUUAAAGUACAGUCAUGCUAGCCACAGAUCUAGCUAUAAACAAUUUGAAAGUCAAAGUGAUGUGGCACAUUGGGAACUUUUAAAAGACAAUGUUGCUGUGUACUCAAUUCAAGGACGUCGUCCAGGGAUGGAAGAUCGCUUUGAUUACGCGACGGGAGAGAAGGAUGGAGUGACUGAAAAAUUUUGUGGGAUUUAUGACGGCCAUGGAGGCGAGUUUGCAGCAGAAUUCACAGAGAAGUUACUCUCACAAUCAGUCCUUGCCCGACUUGCCACCGCUAAACGAAGACAGCAACAUGUCAAUCAUUCACAGAUACUCAUCGAAGAAAUAUUAGCUGUGGACGAGAAAUUCCUUACUGUAGCAAAGUCAAAUGAGGAUAUGGCAGGCUAG